Messenger RNA from Trichosurus vulpecula (common brushtail), 1723 nucleotides. RefSeq names its product peroxisomal biogenesis factor 16 (gene PEX16). NCBI's taxonomy places the organism in Eukaryota, Metazoa, Chordata, Mammalia, Diprotodontia, Phalangeridae. Gene Ontology annotation, cellular component: peroxisomal membrane. The record is from RefSeq and is a predicted model, not a curated record. The coding region runs from base 88 to 1098 and encodes 336 amino acids. Gene Ontology annotation, biological process: peroxisome organization. The transcript is spliced from 11 exons.
GAAGCAGGAAGUAGUCUGCGGGGCGCAGGACGCGGCGGCGGCUGGGCUCUGUUCACAGUCAGGGUCUCACUCCAGCCCCGAGGCGCGAUGGAGAAGCUGCGGCUCCUGGGCCUGCGCUACCAGGAGUACGUGACCCGCCACCCGGCCGCCACGGCCCAGCUGGAGACAGCGGUGCGGGGCCUCAGUUACCUGCUGGCAGGUCGAUUUGCCGAUUCCCACGAGCUGUCAGAACUGGUGUACUCGGCCUCCAACCUGCUGGUGCUCCUGAACGACGGCAUCCUGCGGAAGGAGCUUAGGCAGAACCUGCCCGUGUCUCUGUCCCAGCAGAAGUUGCUGACAUGGCUGAGUGUGCUGGAGUGCGUGGAAGUGUUCAUGGAGAUGGGGGCCGCCAAGGUGUGGGGGGAGAUGGGCCGUUGGCUGGUCAUCGUCCUCAUCCAGUUGGCUAAGGCCGUGCUGCGUGUCCUGCUGCUGCUCUGGUACAAGGCUGGCCUCCAGACCUCACCCCCCAUUGUGCCGCUUGAUCGGGAAAUGCAGCUUCACCCCCAAGGUGGUGAGCGCAGCAUGGACAGCCAGGACCAGCCCUAUGUGGGGAAGCGGUCCAACCGGGUGGUGCGAUCCCUGCAGAGCACACCAUCCUUGCACUCAAGGCACUGGGGAGCCCCUCAGCAGCAGGAGGGGCGGAUACACCACCGAGGGGAGGAGCUGGAAGCCGGCCCAACCCCACUGGGGCUACAGGAGACCAUUGCCGAGUCAGUGUAUAUAGCCCGACCCUUGCUGCACUUGCUGAGUUUGGGCCUGUGGGGUCAGCGGUCAUGGAAGCCUUGGCUCCUCUCUGCCAUCUUGGACGUGACCAGCCUAAGUCUGCUGAGUGACAAAAAAGGGCUGACUCGGCGGGAGCGCUUGGAGCUCCGGCGACGGACCAUCCUGCUACUUUACUACCUGCUGCGCUCCCCCUUCUAUGACCGUUUCUCUGAGGACAGGAUCCUCUUCCUGCUGCGGCUGCUGGCUGAUUACAUUCCUGGUGUUGGCUUGGUCACCCGGCCACUGAUGGACUACUUGCCUGCUUGGCAGAAAAUUUAUUUCUACAAUUGGGGCUGACAGGCGAUCCAGGGCUGAGGAGGAGGGCUGCUGAGAGGGUGGGGGAUGUGGGGGGCGUGAUCUGCUGCAGGAUCAGACAGCCCAUCCCUUCAGCCUCUCAGCUCCUCUGUCCUCUAAUAAAACUGGCCCCUAGUGAUGCUCCUAAGUGUGUCCCCUCUGUGCCCCCACAGCAGGGGGAGCCCAGGGCCCCACAGAGAGCCCAAACCCAGCUGGCCUUCCAGGGAGCCAGAGCCACAGAAGUCACUGGGGCUCCAUAAUGAAUGGCCACUCGUUCUACUCAGCAUAGCUCUUGGGCCUGAGAGGUCACUACUGCAGCCUGGGCCUGCCCUACACUACAGUGACACCUCUCUUAAUGAGCCUCCUAUGAAGCUCCAUCAUGUGCAAUCAGCUUUGUUCAAAAGCAAGAAGCUUCUAAUCCCUGGAAGGUAGAACUGGCACCUUCCAGCCUCAGGACCAUCUACCUUUGGUCAGGGCUUCCUGUCGAAGGUAAAUAGGGAGGACCUUGGUAGAGCUGGGAUCUGGUCGGAGGGAGUCCUUCGACUUCCAGGGUCUCCCCUGUCCUCUCCUCCCCAACUCAAAAAUAAGAAAAGGCUUCACUUUCACAAUGAACACUUUUGACUGCUAA